Symbiodinium natans is the source of this 2958-nucleotide messenger RNA. The record is from the annotation of a GenBank genome assembly. NCBI's taxonomy places the organism in Eukaryota, Dinophyceae, Suessiales, Symbiodiniaceae.
AUGUUUCGCUUGUUCAUCGCCGUCUUCUCCUCCGCAUUAACAGUUCUGGUGGCACGAACUGCGCAUGGUGGUUGCAUCGCGCCUGUGCUUCUGCAGAGGCAGCAGGCAUUGAGUGAUCAUGCUACUUUGUCUUCAGCAACAAAGGAGCCCACAUCAAAACGGAAGGAGGUCAGCGCGACCUCGCCUGCGCUGCACGCAACUGUCAACUUCAACUCCACGAAGGUGGACUUGGCAGGUCCGCAAGGUGGCGCGGAUCCUGCUGACGUACAUGCGAAGAAGGGGAAGGAUGCGGAGGAAAUCCUCAAGAUUCUCAAGGACAAGCUGGACAAGGAAGCAGAUGUAUGCAAGUCUAGUCCUACAGAUGCUUUUGUAAAUGUCAUCCAGGGGAGUGCUGCCAACAUCGAUACUGUCUCCCUUGACAUGACGAAUGCCUUUGCUGAUGGUGAGGUGUUGGAAAUCCUUGUGACGGCCAUGACGAUGGAUGGUGCAUACGUUGAAGGCUCCGGCUUCUGGGCGGCCCUCGGUGAGAGCACGGCCACCCGCCUGGUCCUGCAGCUGGACCGCGUCAGGUCGGUGAUCGACAUCUACCAGCCUCCCACGAGCUUCCGAACCACCGACCGCCAAAGCCAGGCAGAGGUUGCCCUUGGAGUGGGAGAUGGUUGGCUGGAUGUGCUCCCUUUGCAGCCUUGUGCCCCACCAAUGGCUCAGAAGGUGAUCGUAGACGCCAGCCAGAUGGUGUCGCAAAUGUUCUUCACGUACUCGCUGCAGAGUUGGACAAGCUACCGUAUUGUCGAAGCGGAGGCCUUCCCGCAGAACUUCGACAUCGUCGUGGAGUACCUCAGCUCGCCGGCGCCCGUGAUCUUGGGCUUCUCGGUGGUCCAGCUUCCAGCGGUUCCAAUGAAGCCUCGACUUGCCGACGACCGCUUGCUCUAUUUCACAACAGACUUCUUGGAUGUGGGCUAUCACCGAGCGGACGUGCACACUCUGCCAAGUGAGGCCGUGGACCGGGAGAUGUCCCUGAUUUGGCGCUGGGAUUUGGCAAAGCUUCCGAAUCGGACGAUUAGGAUGCACGUCGAUCCGACGGUACCGCUUCGCUGGCAAAUGUGGGUCAAAGAAGGUAUCGAGGCCUGGAAUUCUGCAUUCCAAGCACUGCGGAUGCCAGCAUCACUGAGAGCAGUUCUGCCAGGGGAUGACGAUUGGCCGCAGGACUACAGCAUGGCAGAUGCACGCUACAAUUCCAUCUACUGGACGCUUUCUGAUGAGAUCUCCAGUAUUGGUGUUGCCCAGGUGGAUCCGAGAACCGGUGAGAUUCUGAAGGCCGACAUCAGCAUGAGUGGCGGUUGGGUGUGGGCUUGGCUCUCGGAGCUGGACCUCCUCACGGCCAACACGACGCACCAGGAUCGCCUGGCACUCCUGGCCCAAGGUGCCAAGAAGGCGCACCCACACAGGCCCAACAAAAGGCGGAUGGUGAAGUCGCACACGCGUCACGACGACAUCCGGAGCUCUCCUCCCUCCGCGGAGACGGGCCACACUUCCCAGCUGCCACAACGCGGCACGCCGGGCCCGCUGCUGCUCUCUAUGGGGCAGCCCCUGACGGCACUGCAACUCGAGGUCCUGAUGGGAGAGGGCCUGAAGAGUGUGGUCAUGCACGAGAUGGGCCACAUCCUGGGCCUGAGGCACAACUUCAAGGGCAGCACUGCCAUCAGCCAGAAAUGCUUGCAGAACCGGAGCUGCACUGCCGUCCAUGGUCUCUCGGCAAGCAUCAUGGACUACCUGCCCAUGAACCUUCCGCAGCCGGGGCGGGAGCCCAACUCUGUCCACAUUUUCCCACCAACCAUAGGCGCCUACGACAAGCUUGCCAUACGUUAUGGGUAUUCGGAGCCUUCUGACUCACCUGCAGACGCUUUCUAUGGGCUCGGGGCUAUGUUGGAGGAGGCGAAGGCCUUUGAUGUUUGCUAUGACGCGGACGAAGAGUUGGGUGAGGAUCCCUUCUGUAUGGCCGAAGAUCUCGGUGAGGACCCUGUGGCUUUCCAUGAGCAGCGCCUCAAGCGAAUCGCUCAAGCCCAGAGCGAGCUGCACAAGCGCUACGUGCAGGCGGAUGGCCCGUGGCGCAACUAUGGCAAGUCCUUGAGCUCUUUGCUCAGGGAAGCAGAAUUCGCGGGCCACAGCCUCAUAGCUUGGGUUGGUGGCAUUCGCAACAGCUAUGCCCACCGCGGUGCAGUGUGGAAUGCAAGCAAGGCGCGUCGACCUGUGCCUCUUCAGAUGCAGCGCCGUGCGCUGGAGGCACUUCUGAAGCUACUCCGACCCGAUACAGCUGGCUUGUUGCCGCCAGCAGAGGCACUGCCGUUUGCAGUGACGGGAGAGGAGGAUUCGUUGAGUAGCCUGGACCUCGUGCGACUGUCUGAGAAGCUCAUCAAAGAGCUCCUGGGCAAGCUCCUUUCAUCAGAGCGCUUGCUGCAGGUCCGGAAGCAGGAGCUCCUCCUAGACCAGAACGCCCCAGAGAAUGCUGCCUUGACGGUGGAGGAGUUUCUCACCAGGCUGAGCGACGGCAUCCUCGGCGGCUUCCACCUGAAUCUGGGCCACGAAGAGGCCUCGGCUCCACGGACCGCGGAGAUGACACUUCAGCUGGAGUUUGUUCGUGGCAUGACGGCCCUGUACCAUGAGAAGGAGCUCCCGGCCUCGCUGGAGGCGCAGCUCCUGCUCCAGCUGCGUCAGCUGCGUCGUGACACCGCCGCCGCGGAGCAGCGCCUUCAAAGUGCAACGGCCGCUUCGAAAUCCAUGGAGUGGCCGACUCUCUUGGAGGUGCAUGUGACACUGCUCAGUCGCGAGCUGGCUUCAGCGCUGUGCCGAAAGGGCAACGAGGAGUGCAAGGACUCCAAAUCUGCCGGGCAGCGGGUCACUUCUCAUUUCCCGGCCUUGGCACUGGCAUUCAUGGCACUCGCUUCCACUUUGUGCUGA